CUACACAGUGAAUUCCAGGGCGGAGCGCCGAGCACAGCUGUCACCUCCUCUGGUCCACCCGACUGGCUUUCACGUGCGUCCCGUAGUCAAUACCAGCUCUCCUUCCGGGACUUCCUGGCCGCUUCGUCCAAUCGCAGAGUUCUUCCCGUCCCGCACCAUUGUCAGCCGGCCACCAAUCGGCGCGCCUCUGUCCACGCCCCUUAAAGGCGCCGCCGUCUCCUCGGGAGAGCCUGGAGACGGGCCCAUUGCUGGGUUCCGGCCCCCACCCCGUAGUAUGGAGUCGUCCCGGGGGCGGCCGAGGCCAGAGCUGGACCUCUUGACUGUCGUUGAACAGCAAGCUUCGAUUCCGAGCGGCUGGCCCACCCGGACGCCCUGCACGCCGUCCUCAGCCCCGAGCGGGUCGGGGGAAGAGGUUGAGAACGUUGCGGUCGCGAGCCGUCAUCACUCCACAGCGUCCCUGAUCACUUCAGGCGGUAGCAUCGGUCCCCGGCCGGAACGGGAAGCUUGGCAAGAGCAGUCCGGCUCGGGAACCACACCGUCCGGGUCCGGGGGGCGCCGGGGGACUCCGGGUUCCGAGUACGACCCGCCCCUGUCCUCCCGACCCCCGGGGAACACUGAGCUGGGGGAGGAGCGGCCUGCGUGGGGCUGGGUGUGCCGUCGAGGGGGCGCUGGAGGCGUGGAGAUGAACGCCGAGCUGGCGCCGCGGGAGGAGGAAGACCACGAUCACGACGACGAGGAGGAUGAGGAAGCGGCGGGGGCCGGCCGGGCUGGCCGCUCGUUUUCCAGCCGCCUCCAGGACAGCCGCAGCCUGGACGGGCUGAGUGGGGCGUGCGGAGGCGGCGGGGCGGCGGCGGCGGCUGGGGGUGCUGCGGAACCCGGCGCCGGCGGCGGGCGUCGAGCCACGAUCUCCAGCCCCCUGGAGCUGGAGGGUACGGUGAGCCGUCACGGCGACCUCACCCACUUUGUAGCCAACAACCUACAGCUCAAGAUCCGUCUGAGUGGCGCCCCUCCCCCCCUUCCCCCGGCCCCCGUGCGGCCCUGCCAGACUCCAGCGCCCACUCCUACUAUCCCUCCCAUCGACCCCGACGUGCUGCGGGAUCUGGAGAGGCUGAGCCGCGACCUGGGCGGCCGAGUGGACCGUCUGCUUCGCGGGCUGGGUGGUGCGGUGCAGGAGCUGACGGCUCUGAGCGUGGGCUGCAUCCAGACCUACCGUGACGCCGUGGACUCCUUAGGCGAAGCCGUGGACAUGAGCAUCAAGGGCAUGUACACUCUGCUGGCGCGCUGCGAGGAGUUGGAGCGGGCUCUGCAACCAGUUCAGGGGCUGGCGCGGCAAGUCCGAGAUAUCCGACGCACCCUGGAGGUGUUGGAGGCCCUAUGCAAGUGACUCGGGGAGCACAUAGGAGGCCAUGCCUGGUCUGGCCAGGGCUAGGGCCCAGAAGGACUGUAGAAGGAGCCCUAGUGGGAAGUACCUGCUGAGAGGAGACCUGUGCAUUGGAGGUUCUUCUGAAGCCUUUAGCUGCCCUGUGCACACUCACUGAACUUAAGGAAUGUGUGUGGGGAGAUUCUCCUGGUGGGAGUGGAUGCUGCUCUGCUUCUAUUCAGUUGGCUAUCACUACCCAGUUCUUUCUAACUCUUUUCCUAUUCCUCAUCCUGAGGAACACUGGGCUUUAGGUCUACGCUGGAGGGUAGGGACAUACUCCCAUAUGUAAUGAGGAGAAGUAAACAGAUGAGGCCCCAGUUCCUCUGUGGCCAUCCGUAUUCAAGUGGCCCUACCUCAGGUGCCUCAGAGGCUUUCGGAGCAGUGGUACUUGGCCACACAGUAUACAAGCAAGGAAGCACACCGCAGAUGGAAAGAUAGAUCUUGCUUCUUCCUUCUGGUCCCCUACAACACCACAGGGUGGAGCUAAGAGGAUUGCUUUGCAUGGUGGAUUGAGGUGGGAGGUGUCUCACUGCUGUCAGGGUUCAGGUAGAAUUGUCGCUGGUUUUGACGUCCACCUGUUAUGGAGUGUUCCAAUCAGUUUGGCUUUCUGAGUUUUUUGUUUGUUUGUUUGUUUUUGUUUUUCUUUCUGUGUGUGUGCGCGUGUGUGUGUGGAAUUAAAGUGCUGCUACUGCUGAA
Messenger RNA from Jaculus jaculus (lesser Egyptian jerboa), 2116 nucleotides. RefSeq names its product BLOC-1 related complex subunit 6 (gene Borcs6). The transcript has 2 exons. Gene Ontology annotation, cellular component: BORC complex. Bases 275 to 1384 code for a protein of 369 amino acids. Gene Ontology annotation, biological process: lysosome localization. The record is from RefSeq and is a predicted model, not a curated record. Lineage: Eukaryota; Metazoa; Chordata; Mammalia; Rodentia; Dipodidae.